Messenger RNA from Teleopsis dalmanni, 1053 nucleotides. Its product is annotated as melanoma-associated antigen D2-like. The transcript is spliced from 6 exons. NCBI's taxonomy places the organism in Eukaryota, Metazoa, Arthropoda, Insecta, Diptera, Diopsidae. The coding region runs from base 387 to 974 and encodes 195 amino acids. The record is from RefSeq and is a predicted model, not a curated record. Gene Ontology annotation, cellular component: nucleus.
UUAAUUUUGUAUUCAUUAACAUAGAUUGUAACUUUCAAUCUAUGUAAAUUAUUUAAUUUUAUGUAAUUUGCUUAUGCUAUUUUUGCUAUUUGUCAAAACAUAACACUUGACAGAUUGCAACAGUGAUACCAAUGACUUGCGUAGCCAAUAUAGGCCAGCAUGCAUUUUUUGCCAUACUUGUGAGCCACCAAAAAGGCUUAAUAUUAAAUUAAAAAUGUUAUCAUAUUUGUCCAAUUGUAAACGUUUUAAUUGAACACACCCUAAUUAAUAAAACAUAUUUUCAGUAGUUGGUAACGCGAUAUACUUUAUGAAAUUUGCUUGCUGUCAUUUUUUGUUUGUUUAUAUAUUAUCGUCUGAUUAAAGCGGGUAAUGCGAUAUAAUCAAAUAUGGAAGAGUUGAGUCAAAGAAAUAUAGCGAAUUGCUUGAUACAAUUUAUACUUAAUAAUGCUGCAUCCAAAAUACCAAUAAAGGCGAGUGAUAUGGCGCAAAUUGCUAAUGUGCCUUCAAAAUCUCUUGCAGUGCCUUUGGAACAUGUUGGUGAAAUAUUGAAAAAGAAUUUCGGUAUAAUACUUCAAGUUGUACCUAAUGUUUCACCCAAGCGGUAUAUAUGCAUUUCGGAGCUUUGUGGAGUAACACCAUUGCAACUUGACGAAAAACAAAAAAGAGAACAAAUACUGUUAUUUAUAAUUUUAGCAUAUAUCUUUAUGAUUCAAUCGCCAUUGCAAGAAGAACGUUUGGAGAAAUUUUUAUAUACUCUUGAUAUUAAUUUGUACCUGAAACGAGAAAAAAGGCAUUCCGACGUCGAUGCUGAAACACAGUUUAUUUACUCUUGGGGUUAUCGCAGUACUGUAGAAUAUACAAAAAUGGACAUUUUAAAUGCUACAGCAAAUAUAAUGGGUAAAAGUCCCGAUUUUUUUAUUGAUCAAUAUAAAGAAGCACAAAGAACUGAAAACCCAGAAAAUGUGGAUCAAUAAUGAGUAAAGCAAUCUUGUAUAAUUCAUAGAAAUAAUUUUAUGUAUAUUCCAGUUAUAAAAAGAUUAAUUUUAAAUAAAA